AUGACAUCUAAAAAUGCUUCAACUACUGCAUCAACACAAUCUGUUAGAUCAAAGACAGAUCCUACAUGGGAGCAUUGUGCUGAGGUCAAGCUCCCAGAUGGCAAAGUUCGCCUAAAAUGUUUGUACUGUGCAAAAGAAUUUGCUGGUGGAGGGAUUCAUAGAAUGAAACAACAUCUUGUUGGAAAGAAAGGGGAUGCAAUAAGUUGUAAAAAGGCGCCUGCUGAUGUUCGCUACCAACUCAAAGAAAAUUUAAAGGAGAUUAGGGAGAAUAAAGGCAAAAAGCAAGAUAGUUAUAAAGAGGACAAUCCAUAUAGCCCUAAUGUCACACCAUUAGAAAGUCAUGAUGAAAAUUCAGAAGAAAUUUCUACUCCUCAAUCUCAAACCCUCAAGGAAAUUCAAUCACAAAGUCAAACUCAACUUGCAAAAAGAAAGGCUCCUAUUGACAAAUAUUUUGCACCAAGAACAACCCCAGGAGCACAGCCAGGGAUACGAAGUGUGCUUGCAGUAUUCUUUCAACUUAUGAUUGAUGCGUUUACAACUAUUGGCCCUAAUUAUAAAGGGCCAAGUUAUCAUGCCAUGAGAACUAAAUUACUGCUUGAUAUUAAAAAGGAAGUUCAGUUAAUGGUUGAUAGUUUUAGAAACUUUUGGGAUGAUACUGGUUGUACAAUCAUGGCCGAUGGUUGGCAAGAUCAAGCAAAUAGGCAAUUGAUUAACUUUCUUGUCUAUUCUCCUAGGGGAAUUGUUUUUAUUAAAUCUGUUAAUGCAUCAGACAUAGUCAAGGGUGCCCAAAAUUUGUGCAACUUGUUCACUGAAAUGGUUGACUUUGUUAGAGUCACAAAUGUUGUGCACUUGGUAACUGAUAAUGCAGCUAAUUAUAAAGCUGCUGGACGGUUAUUAUGUGAUAAAUUUCCUUCUAUUUUUGGUCUCCUUGUGCUGCACAUUGUUUGA
Prosopis cineraria is the source of this 948-nucleotide messenger RNA. RefSeq lists its product as uncharacterized. Gene Ontology annotation, molecular function: DNA binding. Lineage: Eukaryota; Viridiplantae; Streptophyta; Magnoliopsida; Fabales; Fabaceae. The record is from RefSeq and is a predicted model, not a curated record. Bases 1 to 948 code for a protein of 315 amino acids. The transcript has 2 exons.